This is a messenger RNA of Entrophospora sp. SA101, 1257 nucleotides long. NCBI's taxonomy places the organism in Eukaryota, Fungi, Glomeromycota, Glomeromycetes, Entrophosporales, Entrophosporaceae. The record is from the annotation of a GenBank genome assembly.
AUGAACAAUAACAAUGAUAACGGUGUUAGACCAAGUAACCUUGAUUCAUUUGUGGGUCAAGAUGAGUUGAUCGGCGAGAAAGGAAUUCUAAGAAAUUUAAUAUUACUAGACAAAAUACCUGGAACUGGAAAAACCACACUUGCAAGAAUAAUUGCAAAUACGACAAAUUCUGUAUUUAAAGAAUUUUCUGGAACUUCUCAUGCUUUUGAUGAGGCAAAGAAUGAGCAAAAGUUGUUAGGACAUCGUACUAUAAUAUUUUUGGAUGAAAUUCAUCGAUUUAAUAAGGCUCAACAAGAUUUAUUUCUUCCUUAUAUAGAAUCUGGUUCGGUCACUUUAAUAGGAGCCACAACUGAAAAUCCUUCAUUUAAGAUAAAUUCCGCACUUCUCAAUGAUGAAUCAUUGAAGUUUUUAGCAGUAAUUAGUGAUGGUGAUGCUAGAGUUGCGCUUAAUGCACUUGAGGUUGCUUUAAAUAUGAGUAAACGUGAACCAAGAAGAACAAAAUUAAACAAAGAUGAUAUUAAAAAAAUAUUUCAAAAAUCUCAUUUAUUAUAUGAUAAAGACGGCGAAGAACACUAUAAUAUAAUUAGUGCACUUCAUAAAAGUAUGCGUGGAAGCGAUCCUAAUGCAAGUUUAUAUUGGUUGGGCCGUAUGUUAACAGCAGGAGAAGAUCCAUUGUAUAUAGCUAGAAGAUUAAUCGUAUUUGCUUCUGAAGACGUUGGACUUGCGGAUAACAGUGCUUUACCUUUGGCUAUCUCAACUUAUCAAGCAUGUCAAUUCAUAGGAAUGCCAGAAUGUGAAAUAAAUUUGGCUCAUUGCGUUGUUUAUUUGGCUGAAGCAAAGAAAAGCAUUAGAUCUUAUAAGGCUUAUAAACUUGUAAAAGAAUAUGCUUAUCCUGUUCCAUUACAUAUUAGAAAUGCACCUACUGGACUAAUGAAGGAACUUGGAUAUGGGGAAGGUUAUAAAUAUAAUCCUGGCUAUGAAGGUCCUGUUUAUCAAGAAUAUCUUCCGCUAGAAUUAAAAAAUAAAGUAUUUCUUGAUGUUGAGGGAGAAAAAAAAUCAUUUGAUAAAAGGUUUAAAAUUCAACUUGCUGCUGCUAAAUUGAUUCAUUCGGUAGAUGAUAAUCCUCGAUAUGUUGAAUAUUUAUCAAAACCACUUGGAUAUUCUGAGGAUCAUAAAAAUAAUGAAUGGGAGGAACCAUUGAUGCUGAAAUAUUAUGCAAUAGUUACAGUAAUGGUAGAAGCAAUGAAUGAAUGGUAA